CUAUGUUUUUCCAGUUCCUUUUUUUGUUGUUGCACAAGGAAAACAAUCUCGUUUCACCCUCUGAUCUGAUGAAGUCUGAAUCUGGUUGUGGUUGAGCCCAACCACUUCACCCCUCUUUCCUCUAUCCAGAUCCACACCAACAAGACGAGACCAGCGAGCGGAGCGCCAUGGCCGCACCGCCACGCCGCCGCACCUCGCCGCCGGUGAUCCCGGACGAGCUCGUCGAAGAGAUCCUCCUCCGCCUCCCACCCGACGACCCAACCUGCCUCCUCCGCGCCUCCUUCGCCUGCAAGGCCUGGGGCCGCGCCGUCUCCGAGCCCCGCUUCCGCGUCCGCUUCAUGGAGAAGCAUCGGCAUCGGGCGCCGCCCUUGAUCGGUUUCCUCCACAAUUGGAAGGACGAGAGCGUUCCCCGCUUCAUCUCCACCACCGCCUCGCCCUUCUCCCUCCCCGCCCCAGCCCGCGCCUCUUGGCUCGCCCUCGACUGCCGCCACGGCCGCGCCCUCUUCCUCUCCCAGCCCGAGUCAGAGGGAUCUGGCGCUCAGGAACUCCUUGUGUGGGAUCUGAGCACGGGCAUCCGGCGGCGCAUACCAGUGCCCCCGAUGCACAGCAGCUACGAGUGGCCGACCGCGGCCGUGCUCUGCUCAGCGGACGGAUGCGACCACCGCGACUGCAACGGGGGUCCCUUCCGCGUGGUCUUCGUCUUCACCGUGGUCCGACGUGUGAUCAUGUGGCCCGGUCUCACGUCGGUGUGCGUCUACUCGUCAGAGACUGGCACCUGGUCCCGUGAAUUGUGCUCGAUUAGUCACCUAUGCCACGCGUUGACGUUUACACGUCAUUCCAGCCUGCUCAUUGGGAGCUCUCUGCUCUACUUCUUGUCCGACAAUGGGACGAUCAUGUGCUAUAACUUGGCCAGCAACGUCCUAACUGGGUUCGACACGGCGUACAUGCGCAAUGGCCAGGCGUCGAUGUUUAACCUCAUGGUGGCGGAGGAUGGUGGAAUAGGUCUUAGCGAAGACUUCAGUUCCCAGCUCAUGUUGUGGUCAAGGGAGGAGAGUGAUGAAGAAUGGGUACUUAGCCGGGUCAUCGACCUGGAGAUUUUGCUCCCAGCUGGUGCUCUGAUGGAUGCAGAGCAUGAAGUGGUGGUAUUGGGAUUUGCCGAGGGAGUGAAUGUCAUUUUCGUUAACACGAUUGCUGGCCUCUACACAAUCGACCUACAAUCCGUGCAGGUGAAGAAGGUGUGCGAUAAUCGUGGCUUCUGUAAUUUGAUUCCAGUUGUCAGCUUCUACACUCCUGUGGACUGCCUCGAAUACCAGGAUCUUCUGCCGUCGGUUCCUAGAGAGGAGGUAGGUGAUGAUGAGGAGAAAACAGUAGAUGAGGCACAACAGCUGCUUGACAAGGGGUCUGAUACUAUCAAGGAGGGUAGAUUUAUCAACGCCUUUGAACUUGUCAGCCAUGACCUCGAUAUCAUGGUUUGGGCACGCAAAGUUCAAGAGGUGAAUGAUUCUUUGGAUGAUGUUCCCAGGGGUGCAUCAAAUGAAGAAUCAGUGAAGGGCACAGCCAGCAAAGAUGAUGCUGAGGACUCAAAGACCUCUGAUAGCAAUGUUGAGGAUGCUGCCCCAUCUUCGGAGAAAGGUGAUUCUCAAGAAGGUUGACGGUCCGGCCGGAUGUUUCAUCAGUCAUCAACGCCUUGAGUAGGAUCCUUUUCUUCUCCGCAGUUGGGAAACACUUUUUUGUCAUGGUAUUGUAGUUUAGAUUCCAGAAGACUAAAUGUAGACAAGAAUUAAGGCACCGAAUGUGGAGGCUUUGGCACCCCGAAGAAGUGAAAUAGGGAAUGAUGUUCAAGAGCUGGUCUGAAGGAUAGUGUCGCAACAAGUAGGAUUCUAUGAUGCAACUUAGCUGCCGAGUCGGUAUCAGGGUCAAUGAUGCCUAACAUUGAACGGUUCAGGGCCCGUUUGCUGUGUGAACCUGUUUUUGAUACACAAUCUUGUGAGUUUCAAGUGUUUCGACAUGAGCUCUCUUCGGUUGA
Messenger RNA from Hordeum vulgare subsp. vulgare (domesticated barley), 2026 nucleotides. RefSeq lists its product as uncharacterized. The coding region runs from base 168 to 1652 and encodes 494 amino acids. The transcript is spliced from 3 exons. The record is from RefSeq and is a predicted model, not a curated record. Gene Ontology annotation, molecular function: protein binding. NCBI's taxonomy places the organism in Eukaryota, Viridiplantae, Streptophyta, Magnoliopsida, Poales, Poaceae.